UCCCUCCUUCCCAUCCCCCUUCUCUUCAAGCGUGAGGCUCGUGAUCCUUCCGCCGCUUCCCUUCUUCAUUGACUCGGAAAAAAAUCCCCGAGGAAAAUAUAAUACUCAGAGUACUUAUUUUCAAUCAAGUAUUUGCCCUCGUUCACGUGAUAUAUAUAUAUAUUUUUAAGGAUUCCACUCCACCCUUUUUCUCCCCUCCCAGGAAAGGGAGGUGAAAGAAUUGUAUUUUUCCCCCAGCCCUAAAUCAUCUAUGUGUUAAAUAUCCGUACUGAUCUGUCUUGAAGGAGAAACACAUCGCUCUCAAUUUUUUUUUAAAUAGCUAUACAAAAGGAGUGAAAAGCCAAGAGGACGGAGUCUUUUUUUUUCUUUUCUCUUUCUUGCGGGAGAACUUAAUGCUGCAUUUAUCAUUAACCUAGCACCCUAAUAUAAAACAAAAGGAAGAAAAGGAUUAAGGAAGGAAAAGGUGAUUCAGGAAGAGCCAUCAUGUCGGGGCGACCGAGAACCACCUCCUUUGCAGAGAGCUGCAAGCCAGUGCAGCAGCCUUCAGCUUUUGGUAGCAUGAAAGUUAGCAGAGAUAAAGAUGGCAGCAAGGUGACCACUGUGGUGGCAACUCCUGGACAGGGUCCUGACAGACCACAGGAAGUCAGCUAUACAGACACUAAAGUGAUUGGAAAUGGAUCAUUUGGUGUGGUAUAUCAAGCCAAACUUUGUGAUUCAGGAGAACUGGUUGCCAUCAAAAAAGUUUUGCAGGACAAGCGAUUUAAGAACCGAGAGCUCCAGAUCAUGAGAAAGCUAGAUCAUUGUAACAUAGUCCGAUUGCGGUAUUUCUUCUACUCAAGUGGUGAGAAGAAAGAUGAGGUCUACCUUAAUCUGGUGCUGGACUAUGUUCCGGAAACAGUGUAUAGAGUUGCCAGACACUAUAGUCGAGCCAAACAGACACUCCCUGUGAUCUAUGUCAAGUUGUAUAUGUAUCAGCUGUUCAGAAGUUUAGCCUAUAUCCAUUCCUUUGGAAUCUGCCAUCGAGAUAUUAAACCACAGAACCUCUUGUUGGAUCCUGAUACAGCUGUAUUAAAACUCUGUGACUUUGGAAGUGCAAAGCAGCUGGUCCGAGGAGAACCCAAUGUUUCCUAUAUCUGUUCUCGGUACUAUAGGGCACCAGAGUUGAUCUUUGGAGCCACUGAUUAUACCUCUAGCAUAGAUGUAUGGUCUGCAGGAUGUGUAUUGGCUGAGUUGUUGCUAGGACAACCAAUAUUUCCUGGGGACAGUGGUGUGGAUCAGUUGGUGGAAAUAAUCAAGGUCCUGGGAACACCAACAAGGGAGCAAAUUAGAGAAAUGAACCCAAAUUAUACAGAAUUCAAAUUUCCUCAAAUCAAGGCACAUCCUUGGACAAAGGAUUCGUCAGGAACAGGACAUUUCACCCCAGGAGUACGGGUCUUCCGGCCCCGAACUCCACCAGAGGCAAUUGCACUGUGUAGCCGUCUACUGGAGUAUACACCAACCGCCCGAUUAACACCACUGGAAGCUUGUGCACAUUCAUUUUUUGAUGAAUUACGGGACCCAAAUGUCAAACUACCAAAUGGGCGAGACACACCUGCACUCUUCAACUUUACCACUCAAGAACUGUCAAGUAACCCGCCUCUGGCCACCAUCCUUAUUCCUCCCCAUGCUCGGAUUCAAGCAGCUGCUUCCACCCCUACGAACACCACAGCAUCCUCAGACAUGAUUGUCCCCAUUUCCUGUGAUACUAAUUCUGGAGACCGUGGACAGACCAAUAAUGCCGCUUCUGCAUCAGCUUCCAACUCCACCUGAACAGCCCCAAGUAACCAGCUGCACAGGAAAAACCAGCAGUUACUUGAGUGUCACUCAGCAACACUGGUCACGUUUGGAAAGAAAAUUAAAGAGGAAAAAAAAAACAAAAACAAAAAAAACCCUGUUCAUUUUAGUGUUCAUUUUUUUUAUUAUUGUUGUUCUUAUUUAACCUUGUAAAAUAUCUAUAAAUACAAGCCAAUUUCAUUGUAAUCUCACUUUUCAGGAGAUCCAAGGGGUGGGAGGGAUGGGGGGGGAACAGAGCACUAGAACACACAAUCUCUCCCACGACAAUCUUUCUUUUUCUUUUUCUUUUUCUUUUCUUUUUUUUUUAAUCAGACGUCUGCUAUUGUAUACCUUAAAAACCAGAUUCCUGCCUCGUGGCCCCACCACAACAGAAGACAACAUGUUCUGUGCUGGUUUAUUUUCUGAAUUUGUUUUCUUUUAAAGUCUGGUGUAAGACUUUGAUACAGUGCACAGCUUGAAAUUGGUUGGGAGCUUAGCAGGUGUACUCAACAGGGACUUAAUGUCACUUGUAAAAUGUAUAUGUAUCCUCGGGUAUUUGAAGACUUGCCUUUGACAUGUUGAUGGCAGGUGUGACAGACCAAAAAAAAAAAAAAAGAGAGAGAGAGAGAGAAGAAAUGUGUAUUGUUCGUAGCCCAGGGAGGUCACUAAAGUCUGAAGCUAUAAGGGAAGAUUUGUGAUUGAUUAUUUAAAGGUUUGUUUUGCUCUUGACCAGUGCAAAUGUUGCAGAUACUGGCUUAGGAAGGCUGCCAGGGGAGCGGCCGUCUGUUGCCCUGGGUGGAUCUCGGUUCACCUGACCAAAGGCUGUCUGCAUAUCUUCAUAUUGUUUUGAGCUGGUGCCCUGAGAUAAGACUGGAGAUGAUGUCAAGCCAGCAGCUCAAGGUGCAUCAGAAGGCAGGAAGGCAGCAGGCCAGGGGCAGAUCUCACCACUGUGAAUGAAUUUGUCCAGAUUUUUCUAAAGUUAUUUCCCUUAGAAAAAUACACUUGAGAGAAGACAUUGUAGCUAAAUAAUGUGAACUGUAACAGUCUACUGCUUUAUUUUUCAUAUUUUAAUUGAAAAUCAAGCUUGCAAGAAUUGCCACAUUCUUACACAUAAUUCUAAUUUUAAAUCCAAAUCUAGACUCUGUAUUUAAUUUCUGCUUUUUUAACAUCAUGCUUUUUAAAUUUAUUUAUUGAUGCAUGUCAGAUAGACCAUUACGAUUUUAAAUGGUAGGCAUAUUAAAAACCACACAUCAAAAUGAUAAAGUCAUCUGUACCUGCUAACUUUAUAGGAAAACUGAUUAUAUAAAUGUGUGUAUAUAUGUCAUAUAUACAUAUAUUCAGUACUGCCUUUUCUUUUUGUCUACAGUCUCAAAAUUGACUGACUGAAUCAUGAAAAGAAUGUUCCCCCAACCAUUAAGAGUUUUGUUUUAGUUUUCUUUGUUUAUCAAUGAAUGGUGUAAGAAUCAGUCUCUUGUUUUUUGAAGAAAAAGCAAUAUUCCUUGGAGAGCAAGGAGGAUUGAAGGAUUAUGUUUGAGUGAGGAACAGAAUUCAUAACUAGUUUGUUGAUCCUUUUAAGGUUGGUAUCUUUGUGGGCCUUAUAUACUCUAAAAUGAACCUUGGUGCUUACGGGCCAUUACUUGACCUAUGAAUCUUUAAGGCACAAUCAGUUACCUUUUACAUUUAAAGAUCUCUUGAGUGAUGGCCACCUUUCCUUCCUCCUCCCUCCUUCCCACGUAUCUGCUAAGGUCAGUCGAUGACAAGGACUGCAGAGCUCUCAGUUGUGUGUAGCCUCCUUCACCAUCAUUACCACCUUUAUUCAUGUUGGGGUCUUGCCCUUCAGGUGGUUGGAGAGAGGGGUCUCUUGGCAGCCCUUAUACAGGCCCUAGCACCCUGUCACGCCUCUUCGACCCUGCGUGUAACUCUCCAAGAGAGUUGUGCUGCCUGCAGAAAUGAAGCGAUACUAGAAAGACAGCGGUGAGCCAUCUGACUUUUACUCACUGUGCGGCUAAGUGCUUUGGGCCACCAAAGGGGUUUCUCAAACUCCUGCUUAUAUCAAAGUUCACAAGAAAGAAAGCAUGCUUAGUCUAACCAAAUCAAACAAAUAGGCUUUUACUUUCUGUGAAGUGCUUCCGAGAGAUAAUUACAGUUUGAAAGAAUUCUGAAAUCAAAGUAUUGGACAGCAUAGUUCCUUGAAGAGGUGACUUGGAAGACCAUUUUCAGGAAGAAUUUGUAGAGAAUCUGAACAAGCGGGUCUAUGGCCUAAGAGGGGAACCUGCUUUCAGAUUAAACUGCCCAGCCAGAAACAGACACUACUCUGGACUUGAUGUACUUGCUAGAGUCCAUAAAAAUCAAUGCUUGUUUUAGCAAAUGCCCCCCACCCCCCAGAUGGGGGAAGAGAAGAGUAGAGGAAAGUCAGGUGCUUUUCUCGAACGUGUGUGUGUGUGUGUGUGUGUGUGUGUGUGCGCGCGCACACGUGUGUGCACGUGUGUGCACGUGUGUGCGUAUGUGAGGGCUGAGGUGCAUGAUUUUUCUUUCUCAAGGAUCAUGGCAGGAUCACAGAACUCUUACACAAGUGAGAUCCAGGUUUCUGAAUAUCUUUUUGUAAAUAAUAAUUAAAAGCUCCUCACCAAAUUCAAGCUUGUAUAUUAUAUUUUCUUUCAAUGUUUUUAAAUUUAAGUUUUAUUGUUUUGUAUGUAAAUAUGUGGACCCAGGAACUGUUAUUAAUGAGCAAAAAGUUACUGUUCAGGGCAGUGAUUCUGUUUAAUAACCAGACAAAAAUGUAGACGAGCUUUUUAAAGCCAUAUAGUUUUAACUCUGUACAGUAGGUACCGGCCUGUAUUAUUGUAACAAUAACUCUAGCAAUGUAUAGUGUAUCUAUAUAGUUUGGAGUGCCUUCGCUUCCAUGUAUUUGGGGUUUUUUUUGUUUUGUUUUGCUUUUUAAUUGAUCUCUUUUAUCCAUGUGUCCCUGUCUGUCCCCUUUCCCUCUGAAGUUACAAUGUAACAUCACCUUUGCCCCCUCCACAGUUUGAGUGGGGAGAGGAAACAAUGUUUGAAAUCUCAUUUCAUUGUAGCCUUGCCUUUGUUUUGGUUAUGGGUGUGUCUGCUCCUUCUCAGUAACAACGAGCGUUUCAUUGCACAUUCAGUCCAUGCAGGGACUUGGUGGAGUGCAGGAGUCCUAGAGCUGGAGGAUGUCUGAUAGAUUGGGGUUUGCUCAUAUUUUCUGCAAGCCCUAACGUGGGCCUUGCAGUAGAUUCUGGGAACCUCCCAUGCUCACUCUCUCCUUACCUACUUUCCUCCCAAGAGACAUUGGUUUUAUUUUAUUUUAAAACAAACAAGAACAACAAGUCAUGCUGUCUAGGUGGCAUGUGGGUUUUGGUAGGUCAGUAAUCUGGGUGCCCUGGAUACAUUGUUACUAGUUACUGCACUGGGUGCUCUGCAGAUGAGGACUGUCAAAUGGACUCAGCCUGUUCCUCCCUCCUGCCAUCUUCUCGGAUGAAAAAUCAUUUUAAUUUCUUUUUUCAAAAA
Molecule: messenger RNA, 5337 nt
Organism: Cricetulus griseus (Chinese hamster)
Lineage: Eukaryota; Metazoa; Chordata; Mammalia; Rodentia; Cricetidae
Source: RefSeq, a predicted model, not a curated record